This is a messenger RNA of Adineta ricciae, 333 nucleotides long. NCBI's taxonomy places the organism in Eukaryota, Metazoa, Rotifera, Eurotatoria, Adinetida, Adinetidae. The record is from the annotation of a GenBank genome assembly.
AUGUUCAAUGUAUUAGAGAAUUCAUUUCACGACAUUUCCAACGAGCCUUUCGAUUUGUCGAUAUCAAACACGUAUAUCGAGUACAUUAUGUCAGCCGACAAUACUUCUCAACAAAUAAACAAAACCAUUCGUAAGGACGUGGAGAAAAUAGUCGAUAAAUGCGAUAUCGAAGAUAUUUGCGCUCAAUGCGAUGCAGCAUCGAAUAAGACUGUUAGCUACUGCCGAUGUUGGAAAUCGAAAAAAUUUCCAUUUUGCGACGGGUCGCAUAAUGCUUGGAAUAAAGAAACAGGCGACAAUGUCGGCCCGUUGGUGAUUACGAAAAAACAAGCGUAG